This is a messenger RNA of Entrophospora candida, 1410 nucleotides long. Lineage: Eukaryota; Fungi; Glomeromycota; Glomeromycetes; Entrophosporales; Entrophosporaceae. The record is from the annotation of a GenBank genome assembly.
AUGAAUAGUAGAGUUGUUAUCAAAAGAUGUUUAUAUAACCAAAAAAAAUUCUAUAGUACUAACGUGAUAAAUAAUGAAUUUUUUGAAAAAAAUUUUUCAAUUCCUAACUCAAUCGUUAAAAAAUCCAAUAAACUUGUUUCACGUUUAGGUUUUGGUAGUUAUAGAAUUAAUCAUAAAGAUGAAGAAUCACAUCAAGCUCUUAGACUUUCGAUAAAUAAUGGAAUUAAUGUUAUAGAUACAAGCUCAAAUUUUGAAAAUGGUGAAUCGGAACAAGUCAUUGGAAAAGUUUUAAAAGAACUUUUUAGUAAAGGUUCUGUUAAACCUGAUGAUUUAGUAGUAAUUUCUAAAGCAGGCUAUUUUCAAACAUUGGAUACAACAACAACAGCAUCAUUGGAUAAUUCUUUUGUUAAAAUCAAUAAUCAAUCUUUUCAUUCAAUGUCACCAAAAUUUUUAUGUGAACAAUUAAAUGAUUCUUUGAAAAGAUUACAAUUGGAUUGUCUUGAUAUAUUUAUGUUAAAUAAUCCUGAAAGAAUGUUACAAGCAAAGAAUAAGCAUUAUUCAAUUAAUCGUUUAUAUGAUGACAUUCUAAAAGCGUUUGAUUACUUGGACACUGAAGUUUCUAAAGGAAGAAUCAAAGGAUAUGGAAUAUGUUCAAAUUCCAUGGCUAAAACAUCAUCAAUUGAUCAUAUAUCCUUACCAAAAAUAUAUGAGAAAAUGUCAUCAAUUAAUAAGAAAAAUUUCACAGCAAUACAAUCAAAUGACAUAUUUGUUUUUACAAAUCGUCCAUUAAAUGCCAUCGCACCUGAUGAGACAAUUAGAAUAUUGGUAAACAAUAAAAAUAGUUUAUAUUCAUUGGAUAAUUUAAUUACAACAAAAUUUGUAUGGUCACAAAUAUUAUCAGAAAAUUUAUCUAAAUUAUCAAAAAAUUAUUUUGCAACUAAACAUUAUUUAAAUAAGAAUGUUAAACUUUAUAUUAAUAAUGAUUUAAAUCAAUUACAAAAUUUGAUCAACAAUAGCAAUAUAAUUACUACUUUAUCUUCAGAAGAAAGAUUAAGAUUAGAAAAUUGGAUCAUUGAUUAUAAAAAGGAAUCACAAUUAUUAAUAUCAUCAAUCAUCAAUUAUUCACAUUUAAAUUUGCUUCAAACAAAUAAUGAACUUGAUUCUUUAUUAUCAAUUGUUUCGCCUUCGUUAAACUUGGAAUCUGAAGAAAAAGAAUUCCAUUCACCAUUAUCUAUCAAAGCUUUACGCAUCUAUUUAGCCAAUUCAAAUAUUGGUUGUGUGCUGGUUGGUAUGAGAAAGCCCAUUUAUGUUAAAGAUUCAAUUAAUACUUUGAAGUUAAGUGAUGGAGAUUCUAUGACUAUGGAAGCUUUAGAUGAAAUAUAUAAAGUAUUUUUGACAUCACAUAUAUAA